GCGCAGGCGGCGCUGACAGAGGAAACAGCCGGGGAGUAGUCAAACAGUCUACGGUGAGAGAGAAGGAGCCAGGACAAACGAGAGAAGACCAACAACCCGGGUACAGCUGGGGUUUCUCCCCCUCAAAUCAAUUAUGCUCGUCUCGCCGCUGUCGCUUCAUCUCAGGUGUCCGCUUCCCGGUCGCUGAAUGGCGCUGGUUACCGUGCAGCGUUCACCGACCCCCAGCACCAGCUCCAGCCCCUGCGUUUCGGAGUCGGGUAGUGGGGAGGAUGACCGUCGCUCUCAGCCAAGGAGCAUCAGUGAAAGUUUCCUGACAGUUAAAGGAGCUGCUCUCUUCUUACCUCGAGGAAAUGGCUCCUCUUCUUCAUCUGCCUCUCGCUUCUCACAGCUGCGCAGCAAACAUGCAGGAGACAUCCAGCAGCAUCUACAAACCAUGUUCACUCUCCUCAGACCGGAGGACAACAUCAAACUGGCGGUCCGUUUGGAGAGUAUCCACACCCAGAUCACCCGCUACAUGGUGGUGGUCUCAACCAAUGGUCGUCAAGACACGGAGGAGAGCGUGGUGCUGGGAAUGGAUUUCAGUCCUGUAGAUAGCUCAUGUUCUGUAGGGCUGGUUUUGCCUUUAUGGAGCGACACGUUGAUACAUCUGGACGGAGAUGGGGGUUUCAGUGUGUCGACUGAUAACAGAGUGCAUGUAUUCAAGCCCGUCUCUGUGCAGGCCAUGUGGUCGGCCCUCCAGUCACUCCAUAAAGCAUGCGAGGUGGCUCGUUGCCACAACUACUUCCCAGGCAGCUUGUUCCUCACCUGGGUCAGCUACUAUCAAAGCAGGGUCUGCUCCGACCAGGCACGCAUCAACGAGUGGAACGCCAUGCAGGAUGUGCAGUCACAUCGUGCUGAUUCGCCCGUUCUCUUCUCUGAUGCACCUACAGAAAGAGAGUUGACAGAGCGUCAGAUCAAAAGCAGUUUGAGGGAGAUCAUGAUGCAGAAAGACCUCGAGAAUGUCACCUGCAAAGAGAUCCGAACAGAGCUGGAAAUGCACAUGACAUGCAACUUGCGAGAGUUCAAGGAGUUCAUCGACAACGAGAUGAUUGUCAUUCUGGGCCAGAUGGACAGUCCUACGGAGAUCUUUGAUCACGUCUUCUUGGGAUCUGAGUGGAAUGCAUCCAAUUUGGAGGAGCUGCAGAAGAGCGGGGUCCAAUACAUCUUGAAUGUAACGAGGGAGAUUGAUAACUUCUUCCCCGGCGUGUUUGAGUACCACAACAUCCGUGUUUACGAUGAGGAGGCCACCGACCUGCUUGCUUAUUGGAACGACACCUACAAGUUUAUAACUAGAGCCAAGAAAGCGGGAUCCAAGUGCCUGGUGCACUGUAAAAUGGGCAUAAGUCGCUCUGCAGCCACGGUGAUAGCAUAUGCCAUGAAGGAGUUUGGCUGGGAUCUGAAAAAGGCCUUUGAUUAUGUCAAGGAGCGUCGAGCUGUGACCAAACCGAACCCCUCUUUUAUGAGACAGCUGGAGGAGUACCAAGGCAUUCUGCUGGCCAGCAAGCAGAGGCACAACAAACUGUGGCGUUCUCACUCUGACAGCGACCUGUCUGAGCACCAUGAGCCACUGUCUAAAUCUUACGCCCAACCGCACAGCUUGGGUCGCUCUGAUCCCCAUAACCAGGCCGGCAGCACGUCUGGUCCGUCUGUGAAAGAACUGCUGGAUUCACUGGGAACUUCAGCCAUCACUGGCAAAGCAACACACUCCACUAGUCAACCUGAUACCGGCAUCCACUCCAAACAGCUCAGCUCCUCGUCCUCUGAGGGGGUGGCAGCUCUAUCACGCGAAGCUAAAGCUCGAAGCCUCGAGGCUCCUUCUCAUUCUGCUGUAAUCCAAAUCAGCCAGUUGGACCCCCCUUGUCCCGAGUCCACAGCUGGCUCUGUGUCUCUGCCGUCUCCUCCGCUCUCCAACGGCUUAUGUGACUCUGAGGAGCAGUCCUCAUCACCUCCUCUCUCCCAGCCAAGGGCUGCCAUUGUAGUGCCCGAGCCUCAGAAGACAGACAUGGUGACUGUUGCACACAGUGUUGUAGUGGGCCAGCCUCACCCGCCUCCAUCCUUUCACCACCUCCCCCUCUCUCCUGCCCCAUCCUCAACUGAAGUCUGCACGGAUGAGGUUAUCAAACCCCAGGUGUUGUCCAGCUCUCUGCCUGUGAUGAAACCGAUGCUCGUGUCAGUGCCUGAGCCCACGACAACACCAACACCAAGCACACAACAGGCUGGACCCCAGAGUCUUUCCGCACAAGUGCCUGUCAAAAAAACAGACUGUGACCAACAGAUGUGCUUGGACGGUUUAGCAGCACAUCCUCCCUCCACUAGUGAUUUUAUCAGCUACCCCAGUGCCAUUCCACAAGACAACGAGUUGUUGUUCGGCCACAGCGCAGAUCACAUUAACUUUUUCAGUGCCAGAGAAAAGUUCAAGGAAAUGAGUCAAGAUGGUAAAACGCACUGUGCUGCAGUGCAGCAGUCGCCCCAGCUGAAGAGUUGCGGCAAGGAACAACAAACACUGCCUCAGGAGGUCUCCACCAGUGAGGGGAAGGAGGAGGAGAAAAGAAAGGAAACAACCGUCCCUGUGCAGGUCACAGGGCUGAAGCCUGCAGUGCACACAGAGCCUCUGGGCCCCCAGGAACAGGAAGAAAGGAAGUCGAGGCAGGAAAUAGAUGGAGAUGUUUUAUCACACAAGGAAGCUGAUAAUGUUAAAGAGGAAGUGACAAACAAAGAAGAAGAGGAGGAGGCGGCUCCUGCUCGUCUCUACAGCGAUUGGACAAGGGGGUCUGUGCGGCGCGUCACGCGACAGCUGGAGCAAAGAAUGAAACAGGAGCACGAGACUCCGUCACCCUCCUCGUCUCCACCGUCCCUCUCCGGCAGCUCCUCCAGCUCUCAGCGACGUCCACCCAGUGUCCAUGCAGCGACAGUGUUGAAUCCACAGGAUGCAUCAGUUGACUCACAGGUGUCAGAAAUUAGCACUGUGCAGGAGGAGCAGGAGGAGCAUGAUGGGAAGGUUGGACCAGUUAAAAGGGAGAGUGGUGAUGUAGUUGAGAUGGGGACACUAGGAAAUAAUGACGAAAGCACAAUAGGACACAAACUCCAUCCUGCUGACACAAGAUUGCUCUCUACCUCUUCGUCUUUCCACCGCUUGGCCCAUUCUCCCUUUGCCUCUGUAAACUUCCUGUGUUUAGAGGGUGUGACACAGUUGGAGUCAGACACAGACUGGGACUGCUUCACAGAGGGACAUCACAGUGACAUCAUCAUGAGAGAGACAUGGGAGACUCUGUGUGAGCUGGGUGCCUUCCUGCAGCAGGUAAGCAUGGACGGAGCCGGCAAGGCCAGAUGUGUGGACCAGAUCUUCGGCCUCGGUGCCGGAACUACUCAGAAGCGAGGUAGUGGCGUCCAGAGGAGGGUCAGAGAGGUGGAAGCGAGGAUUCGCCAAGCAGGACUGACACCUCCAUCCCUGAUGAAGCGCUCAGCCUCUCUGGCCAAACUGGGCUGUCUGGAGCUGCUCGCCAAUGACCUGAGUGAGUGGGAGUUCAGCCUCUCCUCUAUGGCUCCGUCCUCUGCAGAACCUCCGAUCCACACAGCAAGCGACGAGUCCAAGAAGCAGCGGGUCCACAAGUCUCCCUCCUCAGCCGACCAGCAGCUAAAAGCCCUUGGGACUGAUGCGGAGAGGCUCCCUGAAGCUGGAAAAACCUCACCAGGAGUCUCUCCGCCAUCUAGUCUGCAGAGAAGAGAACUCCCUAACUCUGACCAAGAUUCUCUGCACUUGCCUGCGCUGACACUUGCGGCAACAAGGCAGCAAUAUGGAAGGACUCACCCCCUGAGGCGGCUUAAGAAAAGAACUACUAGCACCCUUUACCACACCAUGUAACCCUCACCGUGUGAGUGUGUGUGUUUGUGUGUGUGUGUGUGAGAGAGAGAGAGAGCGGUAUCAUGCACACCUGUGAGAAAUGGAAAUCAAGUGUGUAAUGUUGGAUUUAUUCAGCGAAACAAACCAAUGCCUCUUGCCUUAAAGGAUAUGUCGAGACAUUUCUGUACAGUUUUCUCGCUGCAGAUCAGCCAAGGGACACUUCUCUCAGUGCAGGAACAGUGACAAGGCUAUGAAGGGUCCCGUCAAUUGAAAUUAAAACUGUAAGUCAAUUUGGAAGAAGCGCUGUGUAGUAUAACGUCAUUUAAAAGGCAGCAAAAACAAUCAUCCAAAUGAUUAACUUGUUUCAAAUGUUAAUACGCCUGAGCCUUCACAUACUCACUCUCUAUGUCAUCGCUGGUUCCUCCAUCAUGAACUUGAUAUUUACUUGAUCGCUGUUUGUUCAUUGAAUAGUCCGACCUGAUGUAAGGUGGAAUGUAGCCUCUGUUUUCCUCUUCUCGUGCUGUCACGUCUCUUCAUCAAUAUUUGCAAGUUGUGCUGGGUAGCUGCCAAGAAAAUGAUCCGGCUGGUACAGUCUAACAGGUAAAUGACUCUGCCCAAAAUCAAUUCAGCACACACACACAUUUCUCAAACCUGCAGAUUUGGUUCUAAUGAUCUUGUAAUGUCGAUUCAUGCGGCAGAAAUACUUUAUACUGACAAAUAAUACCAAUCAAAGUCAAUUCUGCUGUCUGGAGACUGAUUUUAAACAUUGGUUGUGCGUUGAAACACACAAAGAGCUCAGGUCGAACCACACACACGCAACAAAUUUGUGUUUUCCCCCAAAGAAAUGUGUAUCCAGAGCUGGUGAAAGGAACAUCAACUGACAAAAAAGGCUGCAUUGUUGUGCAGCAAUUUAUUUAAAAAAAUGCAAAGAGAAGAGGCAUGCUGUUUUUUUUUUUGUUUGUUUUUUUUGACUACACAAUACCUCAGUAAGUCUGAACCAAAUCUGAGCUGCACACAUGACAAGCUCUGGAUUCCUGGAAUGUCUCCGUCUCAGUCAGAAACAAUUUCAACUUCUCUACUCGACGAACUGAAGUAAACUCGUCUCUCUUGUGUCCUCUCUCAGUUCUGAUGCCACUCAGACUAGACAUGUUGUGUAUGUAUCACUGUGUGGGAGAACGGGUAGGUUAGGGGAUCGGGAGCUGAAGGCAGAGUGUAUAUUUGUGAGUUUUCUGCUAUGUUCUCUUCGGGAUGUAAAGGUCUAUAUUGUGAGUGUUGACAUUUUAGGAACUGUACAUGUUUUUAUAUCUGGUUUGUGUCUGUGUGUGAGUGCGACUGUGUAGCACAACUUUACUACGUGGGUGUGUACUUUCCUUUUUUUUUUUUUUUUUUUUUUAAACUGUCUUUUGUACACAUUUUAGGAGUGUGCCUGUGACUGGCAAGUGAAGCUUCUCUGCAGUCUAUCAGAAACGUCUGUACAGGGAGGUCUGUCAUACAUGCACUUUACUCCCUUUUUAAUUUUUAAUGUGGCUUUUUUUUAAUGUGUGGUUGCUACUUUCGGGGAGCAUGCUUAGAUAGUAGCAGCUGCUGGGUAUGCCUGUGUAUUGUCAAAAACUGAUUUUUGUUUGUUUUAUUUUAAACUAUCGGUGUAAAUAUUCUUUUAUAUCAUGUGCUUCAACUGUGACCAUUAAACAAUGGAAAUUA
Molecule: messenger RNA, 5581 nt
Organism: Epinephelus moara (kelp grouper)
Lineage: Eukaryota; Metazoa; Chordata; Actinopteri; Perciformes; Serranidae
Gene: ssh2b
Product: slingshot protein phosphatase 2b
Exons: 15
Coding region: 188-3901 (1237 amino acids)
Biological process (GO): protein dephosphorylation; negative regulation of actin filament polymerization; actin cytoskeleton organization
Cellular component (GO): cytoplasm
Molecular function (GO): protein tyrosine/serine/threonine phosphatase activity; actin binding
Source: RefSeq, a predicted model, not a curated record